Colletotrichum tamarilloi is the source of this 1143-nucleotide messenger RNA. RefSeq lists its product as uncharacterized. NCBI's taxonomy places the organism in Eukaryota, Fungi, Ascomycota, Sordariomycetes, Glomerellales, Glomerellaceae. Gene Ontology annotation, biological process: formaldehyde catabolic process. Gene Ontology annotation, molecular function: zinc ion binding; S-(hydroxymethyl)glutathione dehydrogenase [NAD(P)+] activity. The transcript has 4 exons. Gene Ontology annotation, cellular component: cytosol. The record is from RefSeq and is a predicted model, not a curated record. Bases 1 to 1143 code for a protein of 380 amino acids.
AUGUCUGCCACUGCAGGAAAGACCAUUACUUGCAAGGCCGCCGUCGCCUGGGAGGCCGGCCAGCCCUUGAGCAUCGAGGAUAUCGAAGUUGCCCCGCCCAAGGCCCACGAGGUCCGUAUCGAAAUCUACCACACCGGUGUCUGCCACACAGAUGCCUACACUCUCUCCGGCAAGGACCCCGAGGGAGCCUUCCCCAUCGUCCUCGGCCAUGAGGGCGCCGGUAUCGUCGAGUCCGUCGGCGAGGGCGUCACAAACGUGAAGGUCGGCGACCACGUCGUCGCCCUCUACACACCAGAGUGCCAGGAGUGCAAGUUCUGCAAGUCAGGCAAGACCAACCUGUGCGGCAAGAUCCGCGCCACCCAGGGCAAGGGUGUCAUGCCCGACGGCACCUCGCGCUUCAAGUGCAAGGGCAAGGACCUGCUUCACUUCAUGGGCACCUCCACCUUCUCUCAGUUCACCGUCGUUGCCGACAUCUCAGUCGUUGCCGUCCAGCAGGAUGCUCCCAUGGACCGCACUUGCUUGUUGGGCUGCGGUAUCACCACCGGAUACGGUGCUGCCAGAAUUACCGCCAACGUCCAGGAGGGCGACAACGUUGCCGUCUUCGGUGCCGGCUGCGUCGGUCUCUCCGUCGUUCAGGGUGCCGUCGUGAACAAGGCUGGAAAGAUUAUUGUCGUCGACGUUAACCCCAACAAGGAGGAGUGGUCGAGAAAGUUCGGCGCGACGGAUUUCGUCAACCCCACCAAGCUCGGAGACCAGUCUGUGGUCGACAAGCUCAUUGAGCUUACCGACGGCGGCUGCGAUUUCACCUUCGACUGCACUGGUAACGUCAGCGUCAUGCGUGCUGCUCUCGAGGCUUGCCACAAGGGAUGGGGACAGAGCAUCAUCAUCGGUGUCGCUGCUGCUGGUCAGGAGAUUGCCACCCGUCCGUUCCAGCUCGUCACCGGUCGUGUCUGGAAGGGUUGCGCGUUCGGCGGUGUCAAGGGCCGCUCUCAGCUGCCCGGUCUCGUGCAGGACUAUAUCAAGGGCGACCUGAAGGUGGACGAGUUCAUCACCCACAGGAAGACCUUGGGCGAGAUGAACAACGCCUUUGAGACCAUGAAGCAAGGCGACUGCAUCAGAGCCGUGGUCGACAUGCGCAAGUAA